AUGUUCCGCAGAGCAUUUCUCAGACAAAGUCGGCUUGCCGGUUCUGCGGCUCCCUCGUCCAUCAUCUCCCCCUUCCAUAGACAAUCAGCUAUCAUCCGCCAGUCCCAACAGCUAGCAGCACGAUCAUUCCCUUCCAGAGUACAUAGCAGAUACGCUUCAACGGAAGCCAACGGUGAAAAGCCCAAGGCCGAAGAAGCUGCUGAAGCUGAAAAGCCAUCUGAAGUCGAGACAUUGAAGAAGGAUCUAGAAGCACGUGAGAAGGAAGUGGUUGAUUUGAAGGAUAAAUAUCUUCGCUCUGUCGCUGACUUCCGCAACCUGCAAGAGCGAACUCGCCGAGAUAUCGACGCUGCUCGUACCUUUGCUAUCCAGAAGUUUGCCGCGGACCUCAUCGAGUCAAUUGAUAACCUGGAGCGUGCGCUUGCAGCUGUUCCUCCAGAGAAAGUCGAUGCUGCCAAUGCAAAGGAAAACAAGGAUGUUUAUGAGCUGUUCUCCGGCCUGAAGAUGACCGAGGGCGUGCUCAUGAAUACCCUCAAGAAGCACGGUGUUGUCAGAUUCGACCCGUCCGAGCUGGUAGAUGGUCAACCUCAGAAGUUCGACCCAAGCAGACAUGAGGCCUUGUUCAUGUCUCCAAUGGAGGGCAAGCAGGACGGCGAUAUCAUGCACGUUCAGAACAAGGGUUUCACCCUUAACGGCAGAAUUCUCAGGGCUGCUAAAGUUGGCGUCGUAAAAAACGCAUAA
This is a messenger RNA of Trichophyton rubrum CBS 118892, 738 nucleotides long. RefSeq lists its product as uncharacterized. The record is from RefSeq and is a predicted model, not a curated record. Gene Ontology annotation, cellular component: PAM complex, Tim23 associated import motor. The coding region runs from base 1 to 738 and encodes 245 amino acids. Gene Ontology annotation, biological process: protein import into mitochondrial matrix; protein folding. Lineage: Eukaryota; Fungi; Ascomycota; Eurotiomycetes; Onygenales; Arthrodermataceae. Gene Ontology annotation, molecular function: adenyl-nucleotide exchange factor activity; protein homodimerization activity; protein-folding chaperone binding. The transcript is spliced from 3 exons.